Capsicum annuum is the source of this 878-nucleotide messenger RNA. RefSeq names its product mavicyanin-like. The record is from RefSeq and is a predicted model, not a curated record. NCBI's taxonomy places the organism in Eukaryota, Viridiplantae, Streptophyta, Magnoliopsida, Solanales, Solanaceae. Gene Ontology annotation, cellular component: plasma membrane. Bases 83 to 574 code for a protein of 163 amino acids. Gene Ontology annotation, molecular function: electron transfer activity. The transcript has 2 exons.
ACGAGCCAUAAUUUUCAUCUCAAUUUCACAAUUCACAAGUAAAUCAUAACAACCCCUCAACUCCUCAAAAACCCUUUAAAGUAUGACUUCCUCCAAAUCUCUUCUGUACUUAGUCUUCUUCCUUUCACUACAUUUCUUUAGUGGUUUUUCCACUGAGUUCACUGUUGGUGGCGACGAAGGAUGGGUCAUUCCUAAAGAUGAUCAACUAUACAAUCAAUGGGCUUCAAAAAAUAGGUUCAAGGUUAAUGACACCUUACUGUUUGCGUACAAAAAAGACUCGGUGAUGGCAGUGACUCAAGAAGAGUAUGAGAAGUGCAAGUCUGUGCAUCCAGUGUAUUUCUCCAACAAUGGAAAAUCCAUAUUCAAAUUGGACCGACCCGGCCUGUUUUAUUUCAUUAGUGGAGUAUCGGGCCAUUGUGAAAGGGGCCUAAAAAUGAUUGUCAAAGUAUUGGAACCAGCAAGCCCACCUCAAGUUGCAAGUGAAACUUCUGGGCCUCCUACCAGUGGCGCAACUAAGUCGGCUAAAGUUGUUGUGGUGUUUGUGGUUUCAUUAUUUGGAGUUAUGUUUGUCUAAUUUUGAAAUUAUGGAAAAAAAAAAAAGACAUUGUCUUAUAAUUUAGGUUUAGGUAGUAUGAUGUAAGGUAGGGGUGGGUGUUUUUUUUUUGUGUUUGUUGGAGUGGGGGUGGGGGGAUUAUUUAGGUUUUUAGAAGUUAUUAUCGUCAUUUCUUGGAAUUUAGUUGUUACUUUAUUGUUUGGAAUAAUUAUUUUGUUGAGUAGAAUAGAUAAUUAUUUCUUUCUAUGGCUUUUUUUUUUUUUUCGAACAAUUUAAUUGCCUUGGUUGAUAAAAAUUUUAAUAAAUGGUAAGUGGCUUGCUCUAA